GAAUCUAUAUUAAACAAUCAAACAAUCAAAUUCACGCAUAUCGUACCAUCCAACCUUUCCACGAGUUUCUUCUCUCGACUUUGUAGGAUUAGCCCCACCUCCACACCCCACCAUCCCACCUUCUCAUCAUUUAUCUAAUAAGUUACUUAUUAACCCCGCUCUCCAAGAGGAAAGAAAGAAGGAAAGAAAGAAACACUUCAUAUUAAACAAAACACCACCUCUCUCCAUCUCUCCCAUCCAAACAAUUUUCAUCCCGUUCCUCAAAACUCCAUACCCAAGAAACUCGCAAUAAUCAUGGCUUCCCCAACCCUCAAACUCAAUUCCGGCCAUGAAAUGCCACAAGUCGGUUUCGGCUUGUGGAAAGUCGACAAUGCCACUUGCGCCGACACAGUCUACAAUGCCAUCAAAACCGGAUAUCGACUAUUCGACGGAGCAUGCGACUACGGCAACGAAGUCGAGGCCGGACAAGGAGUCGCCCGCGCCAUCAAAGAAGGCAUCGUCAAACGCGAAGACCUCUUCAUCGUCUCCAAACUCUGGAAUUCCUUCCACGACGGCGACCGCGUGGGACCCAUCACCCGCAAACAGCUCGCAGACUGGGGUAUUGAUUAUUUCGAUUUGUUUAUUGUGCAUUUCCCCGUGGCGCUGCGCUAUGUAGAUCCAUCUGUGCGUUAUCCACCCGGAUGGCAGUACAGCGACAAGGAAGGCGAUGUGCAACAAUCCAAAGCCAGUAUUCAGGAGACCUGGCAGGCGAUGGAGAAAUUGGUCGAUGAGGGUUUGACGAAGAGUAUCGGAGUGAGCAAUUUCCAAGGAGCCUUGUUGAUGGAUUUGUUGAGAUAUGCGAGAAUUCGACCGGCGACGUUGCAGAUUGAACAUCAUCCAUAUUUGGUGCAGAGUACUUUGUUGAAGUUGGCCGAGAGUGAGGGAAUCAAGGUUACUGCUUACUCAUCGUUCGGUCCGCAAUCAUUCAUCGAGCUUGGAUGGGACCACGCUCAAAAGACUCCACCUCUUUUCGAGCACCCAGAUAUCUUGAAGAUUGCUGAGAAGACCAAGAAGACUCCUGCUCAAGUUUUAUUACGCUGGGCAACCCAACGUGGUCUCGCCGUCAUCCCCAAAUCCAACAACCAAUCCCGUCUGGAACAAAACUUGCAUGUUACCGAUUUUGAUCUAGAGAAGGAAGAUUUGGAUUCCAUUACUAAAUUAGACCGAAAUUUGAGAUUCAACAACCCUACUGAUUAUCUCGGAACAUUACAUAUCUUCGCAUAAGCAUGAAAAAGAUGAUAAAGGUUGUUGUGACAAAAUUUGCUGCGCUUUUGACCGCUUCAUUUCUUGCGAGAAUAUCUAGAUAUUUGAAGCGUUGAACAAAAGCAAUCGUUCCACCCGUGAAA
Botrytis byssoidea is the source of this 1385-nucleotide messenger RNA. RefSeq lists its product as uncharacterized. The coding region runs from base 295 to 1263 and encodes 322 amino acids. NCBI's taxonomy places the organism in Eukaryota, Fungi, Ascomycota, Leotiomycetes, Helotiales, Sclerotiniaceae. Gene Ontology annotation, molecular function: D-xylose reductase (NADPH) activity. Gene Ontology annotation, biological process: D-xylose catabolic process. The record is from RefSeq and is a predicted model, not a curated record. Gene Ontology annotation, cellular component: cytosol. The transcript has 5 exons.